AACCUUUGCUCAGUGACGAUGACGACGAACACUUUGUUGUGGCGGACCAACAUGGCCGCGCUGAGGAGUGUGACAUCUUGCUACCGUCUCCUCAGGAACUCAGCCCGUGUCCUGUUAAGCAGCAGAAAGCCUGCAGUCCACAAACCGGGGAAAUGGACCAAUAUUCUGUACACAAGUAUAGCCUCUUUAGCUGUGGGCGGUGGGCUGUGUGCUAUACCUUUCAGACAGCAGGUUGAAAACCUCUCUCAUGACUCUCUGAUAAAGCGAGCAGCCUCCCUGGCAACAGACAGUUCAAGCACUUUUCUUUCUCAGACCACUUUGGCCCUCAUAGAUGCCAUCACAGAGUACUCCAAAGCUGUGCACACACUCGUUGCCCUCCAAAAACGAUAUUUGGACUCACUGGGAAAACUGACUCCAGCAGAAGAGGAUACAAUCUGGCAGGUGAUCAUCGGCCAGCGUUCAGAGGUUAAUGACAGACAGGAUGAAUGCAAGCGUUUUGAGUCAACCUGGAUGAGUGCAGUCAAGCUGUGUGAAACAGCAGCCGAGGCAGCGUACUCCUCAGGAGCUGAACAUGCGUGCAUCACAGUGAGGACGAACGUUCAGUUGGCCCUGACGCAGGUGGAGGAGGCACAGAAACUGUCGGCGGACGCGGAUAAGAAGCUGGCCGAGACGAAAGUAAUGGAGGUUGAACGGGUGGCACGACAUGCCGUGUCCUCAGAGAAUAGUGAUGAGGAAGACGUGCCUGAGGCUUAUCUGAGAGAAGACUGAAACAAAUACCUAAAGGUGUCAGAAAACAGAAGGAAGCAUGAAAAAGAUUUAUUUACCUUCAAAGUAAAUAACUUUUUAUCAUCCUUUCAGUGUCUUCUCUCCUUUCCAGUCUGUAACACGUUUGGCUCUGGGAUUUGUCAUUUCGAUUCUGCUCAAAUUUACGUGCUUAAAUCUGAACCUAAACUGCAAAAUGAGGACAUCAUCUCCAUAAUUCAGCACCUCUGUUUGCGUGUUUGGUCAUUUAAGCCUAUUUAUUUGAAUAAUGACAAUCACCUGCUUGUGCUGUGACAAAGAUUAUGUUUCCAAUCUGUUGUUUAUUGUAUUGUGACUCGACCAGCAUCUGAUUUUUGUGUUCAGUUUUUCAUAAUUCAUUGUAAUAAAGACAAAACAAAGAGGCUA
Messenger RNA from Epinephelus fuscoguttatus (brown-marbled grouper), 1167 nucleotides. It is a transcript of the gene diabloa, whose product is annotated as diablo, IAP-binding mitochondrial protein a. Lineage: Eukaryota; Metazoa; Chordata; Actinopteri; Perciformes; Serranidae. Gene Ontology annotation, cellular component: mitochondrion. The coding region runs from base 19 to 768 and encodes 249 amino acids. The record is from RefSeq and is a predicted model, not a curated record. The transcript is spliced from 6 exons. Gene Ontology annotation, biological process: intrinsic apoptotic signaling pathway in response to oxidative stress; neuron apoptotic process.